This is a messenger RNA of Megalobrama amblycephala (Wuchang bream), 2800 nucleotides long. It is a transcript of the gene snx8a, whose product is annotated as sorting nexin 8a. Lineage: Eukaryota; Metazoa; Chordata; Actinopteri; Cypriniformes; Xenocyprididae. Gene Ontology annotation, molecular function: phosphatidylinositol binding. The coding region runs from base 147 to 1706 and encodes 519 amino acids. The record is from RefSeq and is a predicted model, not a curated record. Gene Ontology annotation, biological process: retrograde transport, endosome to Golgi. The transcript is spliced from 13 exons.
AACCUGAUGAAGCUCCACCCACCCGGUCUGUCACACACUGUACCAUGUGUUUCCACAUCACUACAACUUUAAGGAGAAGGACAUUCCUGCUCUUUUCUGCAGGAAAUCACAUGGAGGUGCCAUCGCUCUCACAUGACAUCUGAACUAUGGCAGGGGACAUCAAUGAAGGAUCCGUCCCUUCAUACUAUCGUGAAGUGCAUCAAGCCAUUUGCUCCAGAACUGAUGAACGAGUGCCCAUCAGUGUGUUCCUGAGAGUUCUCAGCAGAACAUCUCUCUCCAUCACCGUUCAAAACCAGAUAACCGAACAUGUAAACAAUGGUGAUGGAUUCCUAAGUAAAGUCUCGCUGUAUAAAGGCUUGGCUCUCAUUGCCCUUGCUCAACAAGGAAAACCACCAAGUCCCAAACUGCUGGAGAAUUUCAUACAAGAGUUCCCAAAGCCUCAGCUAGGAGAGCCGAAGGAGCUUCAGAGUCUGAAGAUGCAGUCGGUUCAGGAGAGUCCUCUGAUCUUGUCCCUGACUCUGGCAGAGCUGUUGAAGAAGGACACCAUCAAAGUUGAGCUCAUUCCUGAGAAGAAGGGACUGUUUCUUAAACAUGUGGAGUAUCAGGUCACCAGUGAGCGUUUUACAGUAUCAGUCUAUCGGCGAUACAGCGAUUUUGAUGUCUUCCAUGAGCUCCUGCUUCAGAGAUAUGCUUACAGAGCCGUGCCAGCGCUUCCUCCAAAAAGGGCACUGAAAGGAGUCCUGACCUCCAUGUCAGAGCGAGAGUUCAUUGAAGGGCGGAGACGAGCUCUGGGCAGGUUCCUAAAUCUUGUGGCUAGACACCCAGUCUUUUCCGAAGAUGAGCUUGUGAAAAUAUUCCUGACCUUCAGUGGUUCGGAUGUCCAACCUAAGCUUAGAGAUGCUUGCAGAAAAAUGGGGGAUGAGUUCAUGACCUGCAAAUAUGCAACUCAGGCCAAGGAUUACCUCCCAGCAGAUAUCCAAAGUCAAUUUUCGUCCAGCAGGGAGCUCAUCAGAAAUGUCCAUAGCAGUUUUCAGAAGUUACGAGACAGGGCAGAGAGGAUGGCCGAGCGCUCGAAGGAGAACGCCACAGAUCUGCUGAUGUUUGGGAAGGAGCUCAGUUCUUUGGGAUCAGAUGAGUCACCUGUGCCUCUCCUGGCAUCCUGCAAGAGUCCCUGGGCUGCUCUCAGACACUCUGUCAAAGGGCUUUCUGUUGAGUUCUCACUUCUGUCUGAAAAAGCUGCCCAACAGGGCAGAAGAGAGGAGGAUGAUGUGGUGGAAAAACUAAAUCUGUUUCUGGACUUGCUGCAGUCGUACAGGGACUUGUGUGAACGGCAUGAGAAAGGGGUCUUGCACGAACAUCAGCGAGCGCUGCAGAAGUACAGUGUCAUGAAGAGACAAAUGAUGAGCGCCACCGUGCAGCCUAAAGAACAGGUUUCUGUAGAGCAGCUGGAGUCCCGCAUCGUCCAGCAAGAAAACGCCAUUCAGGCCAUGGAGCUGCGCAACUACUUCUCCCUGUUCUGCCUGCACCAGGAGAGCCAGCUCAUAUUCACAUACCUGCCCAUUACGUCUCAUAUCCUGGGAGCAUUUGUAGACUCACAGGUGCAGGGACAUAAGGAGAUGGGUGAGGUGUGGCAAGAUCUUCAUUCCAAGCUCAAAAGUCUUUUUGGGGACGGUAACGGACGGUCUGCGCCUCUCAGCCCAAAAUAGCCUUCCUUCAGAAUCACAAGAAGAAAAUGAACUCAAGCCUGUUUUGAAUAGCAGGAUCUCUUCAGGAAUUAGAGACCUUACAAAGAAUUAUGGGAAACUGCAUCUGUCUAAAUGUUAAUGUGGCCGAUCUGAGGUAAAGACGGCCCUCGAUUACUUACAGUUUGAGCAAAUGGAUGCCUAAAAUGAAUGGCUAUUGUUGUUGAGAAUAAUUUUAGGAAGACACUGUAUUAAGGUUUUUAAUCUACAUGUAUGCAAAGAUGAUGUUGCUGUUUUGAAAUGUAAGCUAAUCUGAAAGGGAAGAAAUUUUACUUUGUACAAAACAUUGUAACACAUGAAAAAUGACCUAUACAAGAUGCUAUCUUAGGUGCAUUUUAAAGAAAUGAGCUGAGAAGCUAGUAGCCAGAGAGCUAGAGAUUGCAGUGUUCAGUUGAAUAUACAUAGAAAACACAGAAAAUAUGCAAAGAUUAGUUGCACUGUAUUAUUAUUAGUUUGUGGAUCCAACCGCCAGUCUGAUAUCUGUUGUCUAUUUUGUAAUCUUCAGGCUUGCACUCAAUGUGCUUCCAGCUUUGUUUAAUUUUCACAUUUCAGCAUUUUUAAGUAAUAUAUACACUACCAUUCAAAAGGGGGUUAGUAUUUUAUUCAUUUCGUUUAUUUAUUCAGCAAGGAUGCAUUAAAUCGAUCAAAAGCGACAGUAAAGACAUGAGAUUUCAAAUGUAUUUGAAACUUUAUCUCAAUCAAAGAAUCCUGGAAUAAAUAUAUCAUACAUUAAGCAGCGCGAUUGUUUUCAACACUGAUAAAAAUUCAGAUAUGCAAAGUUAUUUUAAAUUGAAAAUAAAAUAGAAAUGUUAUUUUAAAUAGUUUUUACUGUAUUUUGUUCAAGUAAAUGCAGCAUUGGUGAGCAUAAGAGACUUUCAAAAACAUUAGUUAGCGAUUCAAACUUGAACGGUAGUGUAUGUAAGUGAAAUAUUCUUUUAACUAGUUGUCUGACAGUUCUGUAAAAUGUAUUUUCUGUAACAGCCUGAGAGUCGAGAGGGUCUUGAAAUGAAGCUAUAUCUACAAUAAGCAUUAAAGUAUUAGUCAUUAUUAGCCGCUAA